Molecule: messenger RNA, 2982 nt
Organism: Acipenser ruthenus (sterlet)
Lineage: Eukaryota; Metazoa; Chordata; Actinopteri; Acipenseriformes; Acipenseridae
Product: mucin-3B-like
Exons: 9
Coding region: 668-1948 (426 amino acids)
Source: RefSeq, a predicted model, not a curated record
UCCAGUAACCGAAGGACCUUCAGCUGAGCCCUCUACACAUGGUGCCACCACUCCAGAAGUGAGUUCUACACCACAUUCGACUGCAGAAACUUCAUCAUCUGAAACAAAUGCAACAUCCUUUACAACACCCGCAUCUCACUCCAACACAACUUGGGAAGCUUCAACAGCUUCAUACUUCACAACCCAUCCGGUCACCGAAGGACCUUCAGCUGAGCCCUCUACACAUGGUGCUACCUCUCCAGAAGUGAGUUCUACACCACAUUCAACUUCAGAAACGUCAUCAACUGAAUCAAAUGCAACAUCCUUUACAACACCCGCAUCUCACUCAAACACAACUUCGGAAGCUUCAACAGCUUCAAACUUCACAACUCAUCCAGUAACUGAAGGACCUUCAGCUGAGCCCUCUACACAUGGUGCCACCUCUCCAGAAGUGAGUUCUACUCCACAUUCAACUGCAGAAACGUCAUCAACUGAAUCAAACGCAACAUCCUUUACAACACCCGCAUCUCACUCCAACACAACUUGGGAAGCUUCAACAGCUUCAAACUUCACAACCCAUCCAGUCUCCAAAGGACCUUCAGCUGUGCCCUCUACACAUGGUGCCACCACUCCAGAAGUGAGUUCUACACCGCAUUCUACUGCAGAAACGGCUUCACAGUCCACUUCAAUGUCACAUCCUGUCACUUUAGUUCCUUUAAGUACUUCCUCUACAGACGCAGCUCAUAAAACGCCCUUUACCUCGACGUCUGCUUCAACUGCAGGGACUUUGACAACAGCAGCCCCUUCGACAACAACCGUCACCCAAGCAACAACUAAAAAACUGUGCAGUGAGUCGGACUGCGACUGCAAUGGGGCUCCUUGUGUCUACAAUGAAACAUCUGGACAAUGUCAAUGUAACUGCCUUGAGUUCACAGAAGGAAAAAACUGCAUUAAUGGGCAGAAUGAAACCACAGUUGUUAUAGAUAAGAAAACUGUGCCGACAAGAAACGUGAGCGUUUCUCUGAGUAUAAACAAGUCCUUUAAUUCCAGUCUGACAGACCCUUCAUCUGACCUCUACCAGCAGUAUGUUCGAAUGAUAAAACCCGAGCUCGAAAGACUGUGUAGGCAGGCAUCUCCACAAAACUUCAAACAAGUGAUAAUCACUGGUUUCAGGAAUGGCAGCAUUGUUACAGAAAGUUUAGUGACAUACAACUACCCCAACCAGGACUCAGAGAUACAGUACCUUAACAAUCAAUUAGUGGCUGUGUUAAAUUCGAUUUUAAACGACACGACCAAUCUCCGUAACCUGAGUGCUGCUGUUAACGCACCAGUAAAUCUGCUAAACACCACUGGAGAAACCCCAGCUAUAACAAACAUCACAGAAUUGAAACCCUUCGUUGACAAAUGCAGUCUAAAUUACGCAAACUACACAAUCGAAGUCGUCAAUGAAAGUCUGUCAUGCGUGGGACCCUGCAGCAGAAUAGCCGAUUACUGCUCUUACAAAGGCAGCUGCUACAAUCGGCCACAAGGACCAGUGUGCACGUGCUUCGUGUCAGACUUCCAGCAGUACACUGGGACGCACUGCGAGCUGUAUCAGAGGACGGCUGGGUUUUACGGAGUCCUCUUCGGCGUGCUCGGAGCUGCUCUGCUUCUCCUCAUUGUGCUCAUAGUGGCUGUCAUAAUACUGGCGAGGAAGAGGAAAGAGCCAUGGAACAGCAACGCGCUUCAUCCAAGACGAUGGUUCUCAUUGGACGAGGAGUAUUUCAAUUUUUCCCACACAGAUUUGGGUACCACAGCAUCAGCCUCUGAAGGAGUUUCCGGGAGAUCCGGAAGAUAUAACAUGGGUGAUAACCUCAUGUUCUCCAAUGAAUUCACGCCAGGCGUUUUCAAACCUAACUUGGAAAACGUCGACACCUCACUAGACGUGAGGACGAAAAGGCCGGAGCUGACGCCUUCUAGCGACCAAUAACGAUUAGAGUUCCUGUUUACCUGCUCCUGAGAACGCUUAUUUAUUUAUAUGAAGAAAAGAUUGUCUUGUCAUUAACAAAAGCAUGCAUUUAUAUGAACCUAAUUCAUUCUGCACAUCCAAACAUGCCACUUUAGCCCACCUGUUGGAUGUCUUUCUGAAUAAUAGUCAGAAACAUUUUUGAAAGCUAAAUCAAAAUUCAGUUCUAUAAAAAGGUCGUACUUCAAUCAUCAAUCAGCUGCUAAUUCUAUUUUCUUUUUAUUUGUUUACAUAUAUGCUUUAGCGAACGAAGACAAAAGCCGUGGAGAGUACAUGACGUCAUUCAUUUGAAUAUUCCGUGCUUUAUUAACGCAAGCGCCAUGCAUUAUUUUAACUGGAUCCUGACAUCAUGUAACCUGUUGGGAGGAAUGUAUAUUUAUAUUAAUAGAACACUGAACUACAGUCUUUAUCUAACCCUAAUUUAUUCAACAUCUAAUAAUGUUUUCUACUGCAACAGAUUGUUUUAUUUUAUAUCUGAAAACGUACAUUGUUGUGUAAAUUUGUCAUUUAUAGUACCUGCCUGUGUGAAAAACUCACGGUGUGAGAAUUUCAAUUUUUGCUCGGGUAGUCAGUAGAAACAACUGGCUCGCUCGUGUGAAAAUGUUAGACCACUCUGUGCGUUAAUUAAGCGUCUUAAACAACUUCUAAAAAGACAUGCAUUUCACCAUGUGUGGCUCUGUGGUCCCUUUCUAGUACUAUUUUAAAUGAACUUAUUAAAGUCACUAUUUUAAUUACACAAUCCCUCAUUUGCCUGUUGAAAAUGUUGCACUGCUGUAUGCUGACUUUAUAACAUGUAACUAAAUCAGAACGAUGUUACCUUCACAGUGUAUGACGCUUUACAAGCAUGUGCCCAUCUGUUUUACACGUGAACAAAAAUACAUUAAAAAUAUGAGUCUCGAAAUUGAAUUUUGUUUUUACUGUGCCUUCUGUUUACAUUGUGAUGGGUAUGAAGCUACAGCUGGUUCGACCCGACAUGAACCAAAUGAGGCCAACAGCGU